AUUAUUUAAUUACCGUAAAAAUGGGUUUAUUCGGACAGACAAAAAGCAAAGAUCCCAAAGAACAGGUUCAAGAAUGGACCCAUAAAAUACGCAAAGAAAGCAAUCAAUUGGACCGGCAAAUACGCGGUAUACAACGCGAAGAGGAAAAAGUCAAGAGGUCAUUGAAGCAAGCGGCUGCCAAGGGUGAUCGGGAUACUUGUGUCAUUCUGGCCAAGGAAAUUGUGGGAGCACGUAAAGCCAUCAAUAGAAUAUACACGACAAAGGCUCACUUGAAUUCUGUACAACUGCAAAUGAAGAAUCAGUUGGCCACAUUACGUGUUGCUGGUUCACUUUCAAAAUCCACGGAGGUCAUGCAAGCUAUGCAAAAUCUUGUACGCUACCCUGAAUUGGCUGGCAUUAUGCGUGACAUGUCCAAGGAAAUGAUGAAAGCUGGUAUCAUAGAGGAAAUGUUAGACGAAACUAUGGAUAGCUUGGAAGAUACUGAGGAGAUGGAGGAGGAGGCUGCCAAGGAAGUCGAUAAAGUCCUUUGGGAAAUAACCGAUGGCAAAUUGGGUGAAGCUCCCCUACCUCCGCAAGAAUUGGCUGCCGCUGAAAAAACAAAAACACCCGCCGUUGCUGUUGCAGCAGAUGAUGUCGAAGAUGACGACGACGAGGAAGAUUUGCAAGAAAUGCAAUCUCGUCUUGCCUCUCUACGGUCGUAAAAAAUAGAGGCUACUCUGAAUCGAAUAAUACGCUAAGUUCUAUGCACUUUGCCUUUCAAGUAGCUUUGAUGAAUGUCGAUAUUAAACCAUAUGUUUUUAUUUUGUUU
Musca vetustissima is the source of this 808-nucleotide messenger RNA. It is a transcript of the gene Vps24, whose product is annotated as charged multivesicular body protein 3. NCBI's taxonomy places the organism in Eukaryota, Metazoa, Arthropoda, Insecta, Diptera, Muscidae. Gene Ontology annotation, biological process: endosome transport via multivesicular body sorting pathway; protein transport; late endosome to vacuole transport. The transcript has 3 exons. Gene Ontology annotation, cellular component: ESCRT III complex; multivesicular body. The record is from RefSeq and is a predicted model, not a curated record. Bases 21 to 701 code for a protein of 226 amino acids.